Gigantopelta aegis is the source of this 1067-nucleotide messenger RNA. RefSeq names its product dnaJ homolog subfamily C member 5-like. The transcript has 7 exons. Bases 111 to 761 code for a protein of 216 amino acids. NCBI's taxonomy places the organism in Eukaryota, Metazoa, Mollusca, Gastropoda, Neomphalida, Peltospiridae. The record is from RefSeq and is a predicted model, not a curated record.
GAUAGAUAAUUAAUGUCGAUUGUCGGUAUGGUUUGAUGUGAACGAGGAAGCCGGUUUUAUUCCUCGUCGCUAUUAAUAUACUACAAAAUAAGUCAACAGUUGUUUAAAAAAUGGCUCGACCAAGACACUACUCGAAAUCUGGAGAAUCACUGUACGAGCUGCUUGGAAUUCCCAAGGCUUCCACUUCAGAUGACAUCAAGAAAGCUUACAGGAAGCUUGCACUCAGAUUUCACCCGGACAAAAACCCAGACAAUCCUGAUGCUGUUGAAAAGUUUAAAGAAAUCAACAGAGCGCACAAGAUACUUAUGGAUUCGACGCGCAGAGGAAUCUAUGAUCGGUACGGGUCGCUGGGUAUCUAUGCAGCAGAACAGUUUGGGGAGGAAAAUGUCAAUACUUACCUUGUCCUCACAAGCGGCUGGUGCAAGGCUCUGGCCGUUGUCUGUUGUUUCUUGACUGGCUGCUACUGCUGCUGUUGCUGCUUCAUGUGCUGCAACUUCUGCUGCGGAAAGUGUCGGCCUCAGCCUCCGGAGGACGAAGGGGAAUAUGCCAAUCUACAUGCUAACCAAGACUUACCUGUAAACACCACCAGAGAAGAAAGGGAAGAAGAAAGCAGCACACCUGAUGCAUCUCCCGUGACCACGCAGCCAGAAGGAUCGUCUGGGUUUAACGAAAGUCACGCCAUCCCGAUGCCUGCACCGACAGAAUCGACAACUCUUAGCGCAGAAAAUAAACCAACGUAUGGCUCCGAGGAGGGGAGUUGACGAGAACGCUCGCCCGACACCGACGCCACACACUGAAAACGAUUCCAUUACCUGUACUCCGUGUAGUUCUCCAUCACUGUGCAAUCACACACACACGAGAACUGCUGCAUCCCGGGUGAUUCUCUUGGUGAUAGAACUGUAAUAGUAAUUUGUAUAGAAAUUUUCUGAGAGGUCGUAUUGGUUGAAGAGUGUAGUUUUUUUUUAGUUGUUUUUUUAAACAAUAUUUUUUUUUAUUAUUAUUUUUUUUUUUUUUUUAAACAAUACUUGUUAAAGAGACUGUCCUGAAUUUGCUGCUGUUGUAACAUG